AUGAGUCGCACAAAUCCUUUUCCAGCCGACUUGAUUGAUGAAGUCAACAGAGCACAUUAUGAGGCUUCGCGUGAGGACUUUGCUCGGCAAGCUACACAAUCUUAUGUCUUUGUCGUUGCCCAUGAAAAAGUGACGCGCCUGGACGAAUCAGAGUUCAUUAUCGAGGGUGUCUUCGACGCUCUUGACUCUGCCAAUAACAAAACGAUGGAAAUAUUCAGCGAAUACUAUCCUAAUUACGAGCCGGCAAGCUUCUAUGCCAAAGGCACCUGGCAACUUAUUGGAGAGAACUCGGUGGGCUGGUAUCUGUCUAGGAGUGGGACAUUGUCCUUAGAAGUCCAUGACCUUGAGGGAAACACUUGCCGAAUUUAUGCAGAAAGGCAUGAGAUUGAGUAG
This is a messenger RNA of Penicillium longicatenatum, 393 nucleotides long. RefSeq lists its product as uncharacterized. The record is from RefSeq and is a predicted model, not a curated record. The transcript has a single exon. Bases 1 to 393 code for a protein of 130 amino acids. NCBI's taxonomy places the organism in Eukaryota, Fungi, Ascomycota, Eurotiomycetes, Eurotiales, Aspergillaceae.